UUAUGGGAAUUUUACAAUCAAGGAGAAGACGAGGCAACUUCUGGACACAUCGACAAUUUUUCGGAAACUGGAAAAUUGUUUAUUGUUUAGAGGAGAUUUGGGGGGCGUCAAGUGUGACUUUUACCCAGUGUUGCCACUUUUUCAGCUGGAUCAUGUCUCUGGCACUUGCUGGCACUACUGGGCACACCUCUGAGGUUAUGUUGCGCUCCGAAAAAAUUUUUAACUAAUUUUUUUGGAGUUUUUCGGACGUUUUUUAAAGGAACACUUCAUUCAACUAAUAUUAUGAGCUUUUCCGGGAUUCUCAGUGCAUUCUCAAGGUUAUCAGUCCAUGGAGUGAGACCGAAUACGAGGAGUAUAUCCACGAACAUCAACCCAUUGUGCUUCAGAGCAACUGAAAUUCUUUAUGGAGAACCUCUGAAGAAGAAAAGGAGGAUCGACCCAGCUGUGAUACGACAAAGAGAGCUGCGUAGGCAGAGAAAAUUAGAAAAAGCGAUUAGAAGGCUUGAGAAACAUGCUAGACAAUUAAAACCCAUUAGUGAAGUCGAACCUGCGUUCAAAUUGCUGGAUGAAAUGAAGCGGAGGACUCGGCCUAAACCAAAACUAUCAGAGGAGGUAAUCGAGGAGAGAAUGCUCCUGAUGAAGGAAUGGGCGAGGUACAAGCAACGCGAGCACCUCUCGGACAUCCAGAUGAUCGACACAGUUGUUCUGUCCCAACAAAAAGCCCUGGACGAGCUCAGGGCUGAGUCUGAGGAGCUCUACCAGGCGGCGAUCGAAGUUGACCUCUCGUUCCUCCCCCACGACGUCCAGGGACCUGUCUCCACUCCUCCCAUCAAGGAGUUCGACUCCCCUGACGGAGAGUACAUCGACAUCACGAAGAAGUACGAGGGGGAGGACGAGAGUCUCGUCAAACAAGAGAAGUCUUAGAUUUCUGUAAAUUAACGCCAUUAUUGAUACGAAUUAAAAAUAUUAAAGGAUUUGAUUGAACCACUC
Molecule: messenger RNA, 990 nt
Organism: Diachasma alloeum
Lineage: Eukaryota; Metazoa; Arthropoda; Insecta; Hymenoptera; Braconidae
Gene: mRpL40
Product: 39S ribosomal protein L40, mitochondrial
Exons: 4
Coding region: 283-924 (213 amino acids)
Cellular component (GO): mitochondrial ribosome; mitochondrial large ribosomal subunit
Source: RefSeq, a predicted model, not a curated record